GUAAUUAAUUAAUCUUAAUUUUUAUUACCAGAAAAUGUUUUUCUUGCUUUAUUUUUACAUUGUACAUUAACAUUUAUGAUGAAUAUUAUCAAUGAUAAAUUCACAGAUUGUUGGGUACUUUGUAAAUCUAGAUCAAACCCAGGAAAACAGUAUUAUUUUAAUACAAGGACUCGUGAGUCCUCUUGGAUAAAGCCCAAGGCUGUACAGGAAAAAGAAUCUUGUAGCAAUGCCGCCAAUGAAGAGAGACACAGAAAUGAAAUAGAUCGUAAAUCUUUAAAACGAAAUUUUGGUAACAAUACUUCAGAAUCUUCAAAGUCAAAGAAUGAAGUCCAACAAAAACCAAAACCAAAACAUCAUAAUUCAAUUUCUCAUGGGAGUAGGCAUAAUCACAUAAAUAAUAAAAACAAAAAUAGGUGUUCACAAUCACUAAAGCCAGCAAAGAAUUUAGCAAAGAACAGGCUAACGAAACUGAGAACCCAACUAGCUUUGGAAUUGGAGCAGGAAAAGAAGGGAAAUAUUAAUAGAAAUUGUGAACCAAAGAAUGAAAAAUUAAGCCAAACAAGUAAAGCUGAAACUCCAACGAAGAGUCAAAGAUCAGAACUGAAUAGUCCCAAUUUUAAUGAGUCAAAUUGCACUAUAACUUCACAAGUAAGCAAUGAUAGCAGCAGUUUAUCACCUUCGCAGUUUUUUGCUGCGAACAAAAUAAUAUCAGCUAUGAAAGCUCAGUUACCAGAGGAGUAUGACAACAGAGUAGUACAGAAAGACACCUUUGCUGAUAUUGAACAAGGAAUAUGCAAUAAAAUAACGGGAUAUCCGUCAAAUGUACAUCCAUCUACACCUCCACAGUUUUCUCAGGCUGAUAAACUUUUGUCAGCAAUUAAAACAAAGCUUGCAUACAAAAUGCCAAUAAAGGAAAGAAGUGAUAACUCAUGUUCAACUUCAGACCGUAUGCAAAUGCUACGUAGGUUAUCAAAUGAAGCUGAUGACUCCAGGUCAGGCAGACAUAUUGAACAGAUGGAUGUGGACGAAGGUGUUACUUUGGUUUAUUCUAGGGUGGAUCCACACAAGCCUAGCAGCAGCAGCUCCACACCGAGCAUGUUGAAUACAAUACAGACCAAUGCAGUAAUAGUUGUUGAUACAAACAUCUUUAUACAUCAUCUUCACUGCAUCACACAUGUUCUGAACUCACAAAUAAAAGGUUACAGAGAACAGCCAACAUUGUUGGUGCCGUGGCGUGUCAUCAAUGAACUGGACAAGUUGAAAGACAACAACAAUGGUAAUGGUGUGUUAUGCAAGCGAGCCAAAGCUGCUAUGGACUAUCUUUACAAGUCAUUGCCUGUCGCCAAUAGACUGAAAGGACAGUCACUACGAGAUUCCAAUUCUCACAUAUUUCCUUGCGAAGUGCCAGAUGAUGAAAUUCUGAACUGCUGUCUACAACAAUCUGAAAGGGGCAAGUCUGUGGUGUUAUUAUCAAAUGAUAAGAAUUUAUGCAACAAAGCGGUGAUAAACGGUAUAAAGACGAUGAAUGUGCCCGACCUGAUGUCAAUGUUGGAGGGCAAAGCUCGCCCGUUGCCCGACCCAUCACUCUACGCCAGUGUGAAACACUACGAGCUCACUAUAUAUCAACUACUGGCUAAUAUAUUAGAGAAUGAGAUGCGAGCUCGUUAUAAAACACUGUGGGAGCAUGUGGUGUGCCGACCACCACCAUGGGACCUGCAGGAUGUACUGUUCGCGCUGCUGAAGCACUGGAUAGCGGUAUUCCAUGAGGUCUUCCCCAGGAUCGAGAGUUUGUUGAACGAUCUAAAGAAAAGUUACACUUAUAUCAAGAAUAAAGACCCGAAGACCUUAGUUGAAGCCGAGGUGUGUAACUUCAAGGAGUUAUGUAUAGAGGUGGCUAAGAAAUGUCAAAUUAUACCCGAGUAUAUGGAACUAGCCAAGAAUACAGUAGACAGGCUGAAUAAUACUAGACAGACACGAGGACAGAACAAUCUGUCUGUUAUGCAAGCAUUUGAAACUGUAUGGAUUAUAUUCUCUAGUUAUUGUGCCAAACUGUGUCGGUGCUUGGGUAUACCUCAUAGUAUAGAAGACCAAAUGCCAGGCAAUGAGCCGGUUGAGGGCCUCAUCAGUAAAUACUCCAUGUUCAGGAACCAUAUUAUAUCUCUCAACCACACAAUACAAGGAGUACUGAAUGUUGAUAAUUCAAGUAACAUGUUAGAAGGACGUAUAUCUAAUUUGGAGAAUGAAUUGAAAUCCAGUUUGAAUCUAAAUUCAAUGGAUAAUGGUGUUAUAGUACGGGAUGAAUUGAACAUGUUCUGUAUCAAGAACAGAGAUCUGUUGCAUGAUGCCACAACAAAUUUGACAACACUUAUCGAAUUAUUGGACGUUUGUAAAAAUAAUUUUCAUUGA
Molecule: messenger RNA, 2406 nt
Organism: Papilio machaon (common yellow swallowtail)
Lineage: Eukaryota; Metazoa; Arthropoda; Insecta; Lepidoptera; Papilionidae
Gene: Swt1
Product: transcriptional protein SWT1
Exons: 12
Coding region: 76-2406 (776 amino acids)
Cellular component (GO): nucleus
Molecular function (GO): protein binding
Source: RefSeq, a predicted model, not a curated record